This is a messenger RNA of Mycena citricolor, 336 nucleotides long. The record is from the annotation of a GenBank genome assembly. NCBI's taxonomy places the organism in Eukaryota, Fungi, Basidiomycota, Agaricomycetes, Agaricales, Mycenaceae.
AUGAAAGAGCAAAACCUCAGCCGAGGGAAACAAUACUUGGUCAAAUGGAAGGGAUGGCCGCACAGCAAAAACACCUGGGAACCAUCACGUCACCUAACCCACGCAAAGAAGGUCUUGGCAGCUUGGGAGAAAAAACAAUCUGAUCCGAACACCCGCAUUCGCGCCGUGCCAAUACUCCAAGCUGACCACUGGGAUUACCUCAUCCAUUGCUACAUACCCAAAGAUGAGCGGCUUCCAUAUCCCCGACGACAACUCUUUGACCCCUACAACAACGUCUUCACACCGAUCGGCUCUGUCAAUGAGGACAUCGACCCUAGAGAGGGGGUAAUGUCAUGA